ACUAUAUUUUAAGAGCGGCUCCGUCAACUCUUUCCGGUACUAAACAGUUCUCUCAGCAAAUGGACGAUAUGUUUCGAUAGUUUCGUGUUGCUUUGCCUUUAUUAAGAGGUUAUCUACUCGUAUUUAUUCGACGUGACUAUUAUUGGAGGUGGACGUGAGGGGACCGUUUUGUGCUACAAUGGCCCCAACGAUUCAGACGCAAGCACAGCGCGAGGACGGCCACAGUCGGCCAUCAUCACACAGAACUGUCCCAGAGAGGUCGGGUGUGGUCUGUCGGGUGAAAUACUGCAACAGCCUGCCGGACAUCCCGUUUGACCCCAAAUUCAUCACUUACCCAUUUGAUCAACACAGGUUUGUACAGUACAAAGCUACUUCACUGGAGAAGCAGCACAAACACGAGCUCCUCACCGAGCCGGACCUCGGCGUCACUAUCGAUCUCAUCAACCCAGACACGUACCGCAUAGACCCCAACAUCCUCUUGGAUCCAGCUGACGAAAAACUGUUAGAAGAGGACAUCCAGGCUCCGUCCAGCUCCAAAAGAUCCCAGCAGCAUGCCAAGGUGGUGCCGUGGAUGAGAAAGACGGAAUAUAUUUCCACUGAGUUCAACAGAUACGGUGUCUCCAACGAGAAAGUGGAAGUCAAGAUCGGCGUGUCUGUCAAACAACAGUUCACAGAAGAGGAAAUCUACAAGGACAGAGACAGCCAAAUCUCUGCCAUCGAAAAGACCUUUGAGGAUGCCCAGAAACCGAUUGCGCAGCACUACAGCAAACCCCGAGUUACUCCGGUGGAGGUUUUGCCCGCCUUCCCAGAUUUCAAGAUGUGGAUCAACCCGUGCGCUCAGGUCAUCUUCGAUUCGGAUCCUGCUCCGAAAGACAUGUCGGGCCCGGCAGGUGUGGAAAUGAUGUCCCAAGCCAUGAUCAGAGGCAUGAUGGACGAGGAAGGAAACCAGUUUGUGGCCUACUUCCUGCCCAACGAGGACACGCUUCGCAAGCGUAAACGGGACUGCGACGAGGGGCUGGAUUACAUGCCGGACGACCUCUACGACUACAAGAUUGCCAGGGAGUACAACUGGAACGUGAAGAACAAAGCCAGCAAAGGCUACGAGGAGAACUACUUCUUCAUCUUCAGAGAUGGAGACGGGGUUUACUACAAUGAGCUGGAAACAAGGGUGCGCCUGAGCAAGAGGCGAGCCAAGGCGGGCGCCCAGUCCACCACCAACGCCGUGCUGGUUUGUAAGCACCGAGAUAUGAACGAGAAGGAGCUGGAGGCCCAGGAAGCCCGAAAAGCUCAGCUGGAGAACCAUGAGCCUGAGGAUGAAGAGGAAGACCUGGACCUGGACCUGGACAUGGACAAAGACUCCGGCGAUGACAAAGAGAGAGGCAGUGGCAGCGAGGCCGAGAACUCCGUCAGCGAUUCUGACAGGGACGACGAAGAGACCGAGAAACGGGCGCGAGAGGUCGACGACGACGAUGACGAAGAGCGAGACAGAGCCAAGAUCAGCGGCAAGAACAAGAGGAGGCGGUCAAGCGACAGCGAAAGCGGCGAAGACCGCGCCCGCGAGAUGCGAGACGAGGAGGAGAUCUUCGGAAGUGACGACGACGACAGCGACAACGAGCCCAAAAGGAGCAGCGGCGAGGAGGGCAGCGACGAUGACGACGAGGGAGGAAGAGGAGCUAGCAGGAGUCGCAGCGCCUCCCCGGCUCACAGCGAGCGCAGCAGCGACCACUCAGAGGCUCAGGCGCAGAGCGGCAGCGCCAGCGAGAGGGUGUCUGAAUCCAGUGACGCCAGUGACUCUGAAUGAUUGCACUGUCGUCAUCAUGAUACAGAAGCCUGCGAGUACUUUUGAACUGGAGUCAUCUCGAUUUUUCAUCAUCUGUAGCUGUCAUUCUUGUUGAUUUUGUUUUUGAAGCAGCCAUUACACAAAACAAUGAAAAACUGUACCCUUCAUUUUUUUGGUAACUUUAUGUAAUGGCUUUAAAAACA
This is a messenger RNA of Hippocampus comes (tiger tail seahorse), 1983 nucleotides long. RefSeq names its product PAF1 homolog, Paf1/RNA polymerase II complex component (gene paf1). Gene Ontology annotation, cellular component: Cdc73/Paf1 complex. The coding region runs from base 179 to 1801 and encodes 540 amino acids. Gene Ontology annotation, biological process: transcription elongation by RNA polymerase II. Gene Ontology annotation, molecular function: RNA polymerase II complex binding; chromatin binding. The record is from RefSeq and is a predicted model, not a curated record. The transcript is spliced from 14 exons. NCBI's taxonomy places the organism in Eukaryota, Metazoa, Chordata, Actinopteri, Syngnathiformes, Syngnathidae.